Messenger RNA from Phycodurus eques (leafy seadragon), 3320 nucleotides. It is a transcript of the gene sertad3, whose product is annotated as SERTA domain containing 3. The record is from RefSeq and is a predicted model, not a curated record. NCBI's taxonomy places the organism in Eukaryota, Metazoa, Chordata, Actinopteri, Syngnathiformes, Syngnathidae. Bases 875 to 1747 code for a protein of 290 amino acids. Gene Ontology annotation, cellular component: nucleus. Gene Ontology annotation, molecular function: transcription regulator activity. The transcript has 3 exons.
ACUCUUCAACUCACUUCAGAUAGUUCCUUGGCAUCGGUCUGCCUCCAAAUAGCAGCAAAACUACGUUUUUCAAAAUGUUCUUCAAUUCACUUCAGCAUAGUUGCUUGGCACCAAAGUAAUACUUUUAUUGCUGUGGCCUGAGCACAAAAACUACAAAUAAAAAAAUUAAAAAUCGGAAUCCCAAAUAUGCGCAGUAAUAUUGUACCCCUGAAUGCUAGAGAAAUUAAAAAGUGGUCUAUUUCCGAUGCAAAGUCGUAAAGUUAGGAUGACUUGAUGUAUUUUUUAGAGAGAAAAGUCGUAAUGUUACGAGAAUAAAGUCGUAAUUUUCCAAACUAAAGUCGGAAUAGUACGAUUCCGAAAGUCGAAGUUUAACGAGGGAAUCGCGUCAUCACAAGUCAAUUUAAAAACUACAACUUUACUCUCAUAAUAUUACGCCUUUUAUUUUUACAACUUUUUGCUGGAUUAAUUUGCCUUUUGUUCUUGAAAAAACGAGACAAUUUAUGCAGGGAUGUCAGAUUUCUGUGGUGAUACGUCACAAAGCUUUUUUUAUUUGAAGGACUUUAUCGCAUUUGGUCCCCACAUGUAGCCGUUGACUUUUCCAAAUGACACCAAGUAAUCGAUGCAAACGAUGCGGCGGAACCUCACUUCGACAAGCGCUGCGCUCGUCGGCCCUCUUGAACGCACAAGCGGCGACCUCGCAGGUUGUCCGAGACCAUAAAAGGACCGGCGGACGAUCACGUGAUCACCCCGAGCCUCGCGGUCCUUCCGGCGGCGCUUGUUUCGCCGGCCUCCGCGGUCUGGACGGCGAGACUCCCAAGUGACUUUUCCACACUGCUGAGAGGAGCGUUGCGGCGGCGAGCGAACGCCACAUUUGAUGCGUUUUGGGACGCUUCGGAUGUGGUUAAAAAGCAGACCUGACAGCGUGAAGAUGAUCAUGAAGACACACAAGCGCAAGCUCCAGCCGGAGUCGUCCUCCGAGGAGUCGCCCGGAGGCGGCGGGGGGUGCGGCGCCCUGGCGUGGGAGAGGCAGCGUCAGUUCGUGUUCAGCGUCUCCCUGCACAAGUACCGACGGGACCAGGAGCUACCUGAGCCCAGCCUGCGCAGGUCAGUCCUCAUCAGCAACACCCUGCGGCAGGUGGAAGCGUGUCGGGCGGCCUCCCCCGACCGCCGGGCGUCGCCUGCGCUCGUCGGACAGCCGACCGCCGCCGGAGAGAACGACCUGCCGUCGCCGGCCAAAUGCCAGCGGGUGGCGUCGAGCGGCGCGGCGCCCGAGGAAGCGGAGGACUGGUGCUCCCUGUCCGCCGACCCCGAUUUCACCAUCUCGCCCGCCGUCACGUCCAUCCUCACCGGCCUGGACACCGGCCCGGACGACGGCGCGCCGCACCUGACGCCGCGGGCGGCCCUCAGGUCUCUGGAGAACCUGCAGGCCUGCCCGGUCGCCGGCGUGUUGUGGCCGAGGCCGCCGGUCCGAGGCGUUCACGGCCCGGACCCGAUGGAGUGGGAGGCCGGCGCCGAGGAGGCGCGGUCCGGCUACCUGAAGGAAGUGACGGCCGACGAGGACGUGUUCCAGGACAUAGACACGUCCCAGCUGGAGAGGGACAUGGGGAUUCUGGGCCUGCGGGGCGACGGGCGCCCGCCCGGGGACGCCAAGGGCCUGCCGUCCUUCUCGUCCUUCAGCUCGCCGCCGACCCCCUUCAGGGACGGGCUGGAUCUGGAGCACCUCGUCACCAUGCUGGUCGAGACCUGAGGGGGGCGUCAGAUUUUAACCCAACGCUGCUAAGCAGUAUGGAAAGCUGUUUGAGCAUUUAGUCUUGAGCCUUCAGAUCCGUUUUGAGGUCUGUGUAUUAGUACGGGCUUUGUCCUCAUUAGUAAGGCAAUUCAGCCACUGGUACAACAAAUGUGUCGGACUAGUAAUGUUUUUUUUCCCACAACGGUAUGACAAUACUGCACACGAGUUGGGCAACUUUACCAUACUAGUAGAUAACUACUAGAGAGGCUAAAAUGUACAGUAGUCAACAACUACAUGCUGCUAGUACACCGAACCCCUCUAUUUGAGCAAGGAAAAAAAUCGAGUAAUUGCCGCCCACCCCACAGAGGUUUGUAAUUGCCUAUAACUGCCACAAGAUGGCAGAAAGGCACUUUUUUUCCCCCUAGUAGACAAAGCAGUGAAGCUCCUCCCCUCAGCGCAACACAGUUCCUUGGCAUCAAAAUGCCACCAGAUGGUGCCAAAGCAAUACUUUUAUAGUAGACAUGACUGGUGGGAGCCCAAAAACGCUGAGUAAAGGAGGGGAGGUUCUCACCAAAAAAUGAAGUUCACUGUAAUACUAGUGAAAUAAAGUUCUACUAGUUAAUAUCUAGUGCAGCACUGGUAGUACCCAGAUGUCAACUAGGGUACAGUUUUGAACCACUAGUAACGUCAUGCAGUAGUAGAAAAAAAUGGUACUAGUAAGUCAGUUGUGAUUCUAGUGUGUUGAAUACUUUUACUAGUGAUGACAAGAAGACUUGAAGCUGGAUAUCAAGGCGCCUUAAAAGUUGGUCGGGCAUUUAUUCCAUGUCCUUGAUGAGGUGGCUACUAGUGCCUGAUACAUGCCUAUGAGUUUGGGCCCAAGUUUUAAGUGCAUACUUGUAGGCCAAAUGUGGCACUAGUAGUGGAAAGCGAUGUUACUUGUAAGACACUUCUACUAGUGUGCUUAAUUGUCUUACUAUUUAAAAGGAAGAGCGUACUAGUACAUGGACCUCAUCAAGGAUGUGGACUAAAUGUUGAAACAUGUUUUUCAUACAACGAAGCAACUUUAUGAUUAUAAAUAUGAAUCUGUUACCGUACGAAGAUGAACUGACAGCCGUCAAGUGUGGAAACACUAAAAUGUUGCGUGGAAUCUUCCGUGAAGAAAAGUUUCACCUUGUAUUUAUCUUUCUGUCUGUUGUUCUUCUGAAGAGAUUUUCUCAUGUACUUUUGGUCCGUGCUCUCGUUUGGUAUUCGCAAAAGUUCCGGCUGAGACUCUCGGCUCCGUUUCCUUGUUGGAGUGAAUGCACUUUUUUUGGGUGGGAAAUGUUAAUAUGAUUUACGGAGCAAAUUAGGUUUUGUUUUUUGGGGUGGGGGGGGUUGUUCACUGACACAAAGUGUUCCAAUAAGCCUCAAAUGUCUGGUUUUUACAAGAACUUACCACUAACACCAUUUUUCUUGUCUGUUUUAUAAAGGAGGGCAAAAUGUCCACAUCACAUUUUCUUUUUUUAAGAGUUGUAAUUGUUUUUUCACCUGUACUUUUAUUAAAAUGUGAUAAUGACAUUGUUCUUGACAAUCAGAACAUUGAAUUCAACAU